AAUUGCGACCCGCUGCUCCUAAACUGUGGGACCGGCUGUGAGAUGGUGACGCUGCUUCAGACCUCCGGCUCCUGAUUGGUGAGGAGUUCGUCCGGAGCUCAGCACCGCAUAGCCGAGACUCCGCUGCUCAUUGGCGGACAAUCCUUUGGAAAUGUCCGCCAAAAUUCUCUUUUCUGGUUGGUCUGGCAGGAACCGUCCCGCGCUCUGUGGGUAUAUAGAGGAGGGUUUCUGCUGCUGAGGGAGCACUUCUCUUUGUCCCGACUUUAGAAAGUAAUAAAGAUGUCUGGCCGCGGAAAAACUGGUGGCAAAGCCAGAGCCAAGGCGAAGUCCCGUUCCUCCCGUGCUGGGCUCCAGUUCCCAGUCGGCCGUGUUCACAGCUCCCGUGCUGGGCUCCAGUUCCCAGUCGGCCGUGUUCACAGGCUGCUGCGCAAAGGAAACUAUGCUCAGCGUGUCGGUGCCGGCGCCCCCGUCUACCUGGCGGCUGUGUUGGAGUACCUGACCGCUGAGAUCCUGGAGUUGGCUGGAAACGCUGCCCGCGACAACAAGAAGACCCGUAUCAUCCCCCGUCACCUGCAGCUGGCUGUCCGCAACGACGAGGAGCUCAACAAGCUGCUGGGCGGAGUGACCAUCGCUCAGGGCGGCGUGCUGCCCAACAUCCAGGCUGUUCUGCUGCCCAAGAAGACCGAGGCCUCCCGUCUGGCUCACUACAACAAGCGCUCCACCAUCACUUCCAGGGAGAUCCAGACCGCCGUCCGCCUAUUGCUGCCCGGUGAGCUGGCCAAGCACGCCGUGUCUGAGGGCACCAAGGCCGUCACCAAGUACACCAGCUCCAAGUAA
Epinephelus moara (kelp grouper) is the source of this 837-nucleotide messenger RNA. RefSeq names its product histone H2A-like. The transcript is spliced from 2 exons. Lineage: Eukaryota; Metazoa; Chordata; Actinopteri; Perciformes; Serranidae. The coding region runs from base 280 to 837 and encodes 185 amino acids. Gene Ontology annotation, cellular component: nucleosome. The record is from RefSeq and is a predicted model, not a curated record. Gene Ontology annotation, molecular function: DNA binding; protein heterodimerization activity; structural constituent of chromatin.